AUGUCUGCCUCGUUAGCACCCGAAUGCAAUGAAGUCAAGGAGCGCUACGACACAUGCUUCCUGAAAUGGUACAGCGAAAAGUACCUGAGGGGCACCGGCACGGACAACAAUGAGUGCGCCGACUUGUUCAAGAACUACCAAAAGUGCCUGACGGUGGCGUUGAAGGAACGCGGAAUAGACAAGCUUCUGGACGAGGCACGGGAAGACAGCAAAGAGAGCGACGCGACGUACUUGGGUCGCAAAUCCCGCAGCCGCAAGACCACCUCGAGUCCCUCCUCCGAACCCCCAAGCGCACAGCAAUCAGCUUGGCGACAAGCCUCGGCAUGCACCACCCGAGGGAAUAGCGAUUCUAUGCACCCCCUCUCCGUCCUCAGCCUUGGGAUCUUCGUAGCAGGCUACAUCACCGCCCGAUGGGAUCUGGUUACUCGCCUCUAUGAGCUUGCCAUCUUUGCUUGGAACUACGGAGUCGUGACCCGCGCUGCCAAAGGCUUUGCGCUUCUGACCUUUGUAUUCCUCCUCGUCUUUAUUCCCGUGGAACGCUUGGCCACGAGGGAGUCGAACCUGAAUGAUGGAUUAAUGAGGAUAUUCUGGCCGACGGACAUCCAGCGCUCCGACCUGCCUGGCGUUGUCGUGGGAUGGAGGAACUCGAGCCUAGACGUCUUCGUCGUAGCCAUCCUUGACGAUGUCGAUGUCAGCACACUCCAAUACCUAGACCGACGAAAUGGACACCAAUUGACGAAGCAACAGGCCGGCCAUGUCGAAUUCGCCCUGAAGGCGGGAACCCUUUUUCGCAACUCCCCGCACCCUGUCAACAGCAUCUACGAGCGAUGCGGCCACGGAGCUAUGCAUGUCUUGGGCCUCACCAAUCCGAGUGAUGCGGUGGUCCUGGACCCAUCCUUGUUUGUUGCGACGACCCCAGCCAAUGCGAAGGCACCUCGAAUCACUUGCGCCAGAGCUCUAAGCAUACAGAUUAUCCUAUACGACCGACCGCGCCCCAGCCGGAUGCAAUACAUCUCGUUGAACCCCAUCUCUCUUGCGCUCGGCAACAAGGAGGCACCGGGCCUACCCCCGACAGAACACAUGGCGGAGGAGGAGAAACACGAGUUGAAGAAAAAGGAACAAAAGAGGAAGCUGGUGGAAAAGUUGAAGCAACACACCAUUGUCAAGCGGUCUCCGUCACCGAAGGAGAGAGCUUUGCCGAAAAUCGUGAACCAGAUCAACUGGUCCUGGGAGCUCGAACAACUGUUGCAGAAGAACAUUUCUCGAAUUGGCACCAGGCCUAAGCGGACCCUGAGCGUCUCGGAACGAGUGGUGGAACAAGCGACAACGAUGCGGAAUUUUGUGUGGGAUCUCUUCAUCCUCUACCUCCUCCCGCUGAUACAGUGGGGCUUCGUCUACAUGCUCAUGGGCCACAGAGCGGUUGCUGAGUUUCUGCUUCAGAUCUUGGAGUUCAGGUUGAAGGACAAUUACCUGGCGUUGAAGGAUAUCUCGGCGACGGCGCAGCAGGUGGAAAUUCGGUUGCAGCAAUUCUGCUAUUGGCCAAUGCAGUACACGACGCUGCGACAGCGCAAAAACGACUGGGAGAGCGUCACGACAAGCCACCCGGACUACAUUAGGUUCUACAACAGCCUGUGGCUCGUCGCCAACGACGUCAUCAUCGGCAUCGCUCUGGGGUCGUACAUAAUCGAUAAUGCGGAAUGGGUCGCCAACGCCAUCAGCGAGCUCCUCAGCAAGUACACGGUUCAAGCGCUUCAACGCAGCAUCUCAUGGUUGAUGGGAUGGCCGGCCGGAUUGAAGCUGAACAGCGAGUUGGCUAUGUUCCUCGGUGACCUCUUCCUUUGGGUCAUUGACUAUUGGUCCAACUGCAUCGUCACCCUCCAACCAGUGCUUCCCCACAUCAUCUGGUUCAUCGGCUUCUCAAGCUUCGCCGGCGCCAGCAUGCCCAUCGCCAUGUUUUCCGACCUCCUUUCCGCCCUCACCGUCCACAUCUACUCGUUCUACCUCGCAUCCGCCCGCAUCUACCACUGGCAACUGACGAUACUCAUCUCGCUCUUCCACCUCUUCCGCGGCAAGAAGCACAAUGUCCUCCGUAACCGUAUCGACUCGUGCGACUACGACCUGGACCAGCUGCUUGUCGGCACCAUCCUCUUCACCCUGCUCUUCUUCCUCCUGCCAACGGUGGUCGUGUUCUACCUGAACUUCGCCAUCGCCCGCAUGGUCAUCAUCUCCCUCAAAGCUGUCUUUGAUACGCUUCUUUCUUGUUUAAACCACUUUCCCCUUUUCGCGCUGAUGUUACGGGUCAAAGACCCUCGACGACUUCCAGGCGGCAUUCGUUUUGAACUUCGAGAUACCCAUGAUUAUAGACUUAAUAAUACUUCCAACGAACCACCCACGUCCGUCAUCUACCUCAAGUCCAUCCCCCUCACCUUCCGCGCAAUGUUCCACCAGUACUUCCAAAUGGGCAACCGCAUCCGCAAGCACUACCUGUCUCCGCAGGUGCUACUCUGCCUCCUGACAGGCCGCUUCGUGCCCCCGCUCAACCGCAAGAACCUGUACAGCCUGCAGUACAGCAUGCUGCCCGCGCGCAGGGCCGGCAUCCGUCAGAUGUGGGACGCCAUCACGACCGUGCAGCCCUCGAGGAAGCCCGUUCCGUUCGCGAUGAACGGGCGAAGGGCUCGGAGGCGGCGGCAGGACGAGCCUCAAAUCAUCAUCCACCCCCGUCUCCUGAUCCGCGUACCCAAGACAUUCUCCGCCGGCCCCCGGAUCCCGCCUCGCAACCUCCGCCCGCAGACCCGCCGGCUCGGUGACGGUGUACGGGUGCCCGUUCCAGAGGCCGAAGAGCAGGCCGUUGCAUGUCGCCACGCGGGCCUGCUCGGCGCGCAGCGUGAUGGGCUCGGGGCCGUAGAGGGCGGUGAAGACGUCGGUGAUGGCGGCGAGGGCGGGCAGGCCUGGCCCCGGGAGGGUGGUUGUCGUGGAGGCGGUGCAGGUCCAGUAGGAUGGGGCGGAGCGGGCGGUCGGGGCGGAGUGGGAGGUGAGGGAGGGUGGGAGGAGGAGGUCUAUGAGGGGGAGUUUCUGGGGGUGUUAGAUGGGUUUGCCGGU
Colletotrichum gloeosporioides is the source of this 3099-nucleotide messenger RNA. RefSeq names its product N-acetylglucosaminyl-phosphatidylinositol biosynthetic protein gpi1. The transcript is spliced from 12 exons. The annotation marks the transcript as partial. Gene Ontology annotation, cellular component: endoplasmic reticulum; membrane. NCBI's taxonomy places the organism in Eukaryota, Fungi, Ascomycota, Sordariomycetes, Glomerellales, Glomerellaceae. The record is from RefSeq and is a predicted model, not a curated record. Gene Ontology annotation, biological process: GPI anchor biosynthetic process.